AUGCCUUCCCCGCCCAACAAACCCACGCUGCCACAGGUCACUGGACAAGCUACUUCGCAACUUAGUGAGCUCAGUUUCCUCAGUUUCGUGAUCUUGAGAACUGUUAAAACAGUUUGGUUCAGUACCCUGUUGGAAGCGGAGCUCAGAAAGGGAAAUCAUCAAUACAGGCAUUGCACGGCUACAACUCUAGCAACAUGUAUAGCGGCAUUGGAAGCAGACCCACCAACUCACGUUUUUGUCGUCUUCGACGAUGCCGUGGAUAAUAUCGACUAUACCGUGGAUGAUAUCGACGAUGCCGUGGAUGGUAUCGAGGACACCACCCCACGCGAGAUAAAGCCUCUAGACACUGUCACGAAGUCAUCCAUCCUAGAGUUCUGCGCCGAUCGGAAGAUCCAUUGCACAUUCUUCAGUAACGGAAACUUCUAUCGACACGAUGAGAGAAACUGUUUCUACGACAGUGGUUUCAAAGAAGACGCCGAGCCAAACUUCGAACUGCAUCCAAUCUCUCGUACUACAUAUGAUUUUCAACAAUAUCUAGCACGCAAGCACGAAAAAGACGCCCUCGUUCUACGCCUUCGUUCACCUAUUUGGGAUAAUUUUAAUGGCUUUCUUGAUAAGUUUGAGCGCGCGCGCAACAAGCAUAACAGUUGGUCGGUUUUGCACGAUGUCCUACCUGCUGCAGUCUUUUUAGCAAGACAUGAAGUGACAGGCACAUUCAACUUCACUAACCCGGGUACAACUACAUCCUACAACGCGCUGGUUCUGUUACGGGACGAAUUUAAUCCCAAAAUGAGUUUCACGAUGCCACCAGAUAUAAACCCGAAGGAUGCCAAGGCGGUCUACAGGAGUGAUUGCAAACUGGAUAUGACCAAGCUGCAAGAUGCUCUUAAAAUUCGGGGGUAUCCGGAUAUCCCUGGGAUAGAAGAGGCUCUUCGGAACUGUUGUAAAAGAAUGAAGAGUAGUAAAAUAGGCCCAUGA
This is a messenger RNA of Fusarium redolens, 978 nucleotides long. RefSeq lists its product as uncharacterized. The record is from RefSeq and is a predicted model, not a curated record. NCBI's taxonomy places the organism in Eukaryota, Fungi, Ascomycota, Sordariomycetes, Hypocreales, Nectriaceae. The coding region runs from base 1 to 978 and encodes 325 amino acids. The transcript has 2 exons.